GACGCUCCGGCUCCGCGGGGCACGGGCGGCCGAGAGCGCGCCGCGGCGAGAAGGCUUCGGGUGCCCGGUGGGCGCGAGGUGCGGGCGGGCGCGGGGGGCGCGCGGGCGUGCACCCGCGCGCGGGCUCUCGGAGGAGCCGCGGCCGAGGCUGCGCUUCCUCAGCCCGACGGAGAGCGGCAGUGUCGCCCCGGCCGGCGCACGCUCGGCCCGCGUCUCCCCCCGCGGCGGCUGCUCCUCGGCACCGCCAGCCCCAGCGCCGCUCCGGGGCGGGCGGCGGCGGCGGCGGGACCCACGGAGCCGCUUUGUGUGCAGCCCGACGAGGGGCGGCGACGGUGGCGGCGGCGCAACCACCUGACAGAGGCCCGGCGCUCGCUGCACUGUCCGCCCGCAUGAGGAGGAGAGGCCGGUAGAGGACUGUGAAAGAAAAGUUAUCCCCCAGGAUGGACUUCUCUCAGCCGAAGCCUGCCGCUGCCCUCUGUGGUGUUGUGAGUGCAGAUGGGAAAAUCGCUUACCCUCCGGGAGUAAAGGAGAUCACCGACAAGAUCACCACCGACGAAAUGAUCAAACGCCUGAAGAUGGUAGUGAAAACUUUUAUGGAUAUGGAUCAGGAUUCAGAAGAUGAAAAGCAACAGUAUCUGCCACUAGCCUUGCAUCUCGCAUCUGAAUUUUUUCUCAGGAACCCUAAUAAAGAUGUGCGCCUUCUCGUAGCAUGUUGUUUGGCUGAUAUAUUCCGAAUCUAUGCCCCAGAAGCUCCGUAUACUUCCCACGAUAAACUUAAGGACAUAUUUCUCUUUAUUACCAGACAAUUAAAAGGUUUGGAAGAUACAAAGAGUCCACAGUUUAAUAGAUACUUUUAUUUAUUAGAGAAUUUAGCUUGGGUUAAAUCAUAUAACAUCUGCUUUGAGUUGGAAGAUUGCAAUGAAAUUUUUAUUCAGCUUUUUAGGACUCUCUUCUCAGUAAUCAACAAUAACCACAAUAAGAAGGUACAAAUGCACAUGUUAGACUUGAUGAGUUCUAUCAUCAUGGAAGGUGAUGGAGUUACUCAAGAAUUAUUGGAUUCUAUUCUUAUCAACCUCAUUCCUGCACACAAGAACUUAAAUAAACAGUCCUUCGAUCUUGCAAAAGUCCUGUUGAAAAGGACGGUCCAGACUAUUGAAGCAUGCAUUGCCAAUUUUUUCAAUCAAGUCCUGGUGCUGGGAAGAUCGUCAGUCAGUGAUCUGUCUGAGCAUGUAUUUGAUCUGAUUCAGGAACUUUUCGCUAUUGACCCUCAUUUAUUGUUAUCUGUCAUGCCGCAGCUUGAAUUCAAACUGAAGAGCAACGAUGGUGAAGAAAGAUUAGCUGUGGUUCGACUACUAGCUAAAUUGUUUGGCUCUAAAGAUUCAGAUUUAGCAACACAGAAUCGGCCUCUUUGGCAGUGUUUUCUUGGGCGAUUUAAUGACAUUCAUGUUCCUGUGAGAUUAGAAAGUGUGAAAUUUGCCAGUCACUGUUUGAUGAAUCACCCAGAUUUAGCAAAGGAUCUCACCGAAUAUUUGAAAGUUAGGUCACAUGAUCCAGAAGAAGCCAUUCGUCAUGAUGUCAUUGUUACUAUAAUAACAGCUGCCAAAAGGGACCUUGCCUUAGUAAAUGAUCAGUUGCUUGGUUUCGUCAGGGAAAGGACACUGGAUAAACGGUGGCGAGUAAGAAAAGAAGCCAUGAUGGGUCUGGCUCAACUCUAUAAGAAAUACUGCCUUCAUGGUGAAGCAGGCAAGGAAGCCGCAGAGAAAGUCAGUUGGAUAAAGGACAAACUUCUCCACAUCUAUUAUCAGAAUAGCAUUGAUGACAAGCUAUUGGUAGAGAAAAUCUUUGCUCAGUAUCUUGUUCCCCAUAACCUGGAAACAGAAGAGAGAAUGAAAUGCUUAUAUUAUUUAUACGCUAGCUUGGAUCCAAAUGCUGUAAAAGCUCUGAAUGAAAUGUGGAAAUGUCAGAACAUGCUUCGGAGCCAUGUACGUGAACUGUUGGAUUUACACAAGCAGCCCACAUCAGAGGCUAACUGUUCUGCCAUGUUUGGGAAACUGAUGACCAUAGCAAAAAAUUUGCCUGACCCUGGGAAAGCACAAGAUUUUGUAAAGAAAUUUAACCAGGUUCUUGGUGAUGAUGAGAAACUGCGGUCUCAGUUGGAAUUAUUAAUCAGCCCAACCUGUUCAUGCAAGCAAGCUGACAUUUGUGUGAGAGAAAUAGCUCGGAAACUUGCAAAUCCUAAGCAGCCGACCAACCCUUUUCUAGAGAUGGUCAAAUUUCUGUUGGAAAGAAUUGCUCCCGUGCAUAUUGAUUCAGAAGCCAUAAGUGCACUAGUAAAACUGAUGAAUAAAUCAAUAGAAGGGACAGCAGAUGAUGAAGAGGAGGGUGUAAGUCCAGAUGCAGCAAUUCGCUCAGGACUUGAACUUCUUAAGGUUCUGUCUUUCACACAUCCUACCUCGUUCCACUCUGCAGAGACAUAUGAGUCCUUGUUACAGUGCCUAAGAAUGGAGGAUGACAAGGUAGCAGAAGCUGCAAUACAAAUUUUUAGAAACACAGGCCACAAAAUAGAAACAGACCUUCCCCAGAUACGAUCAACCUUAAUUCCCAUUUUACAUCAAAAAGCAAAGAGGGGUACUCCACACCAAGCAAAACAGGCUGUGCACUGUAUCCAUGCCAUCUUCUCAAAUAAGGAGGUCCAGCUUGCACAGAUUUUUGAGCCGCUUAGUAGGAGUCUGAAUGCUGAUGUACCAGAACAACUUAUAACACCAUUAGUUUCACUGGGCCACAUUUCCAUGUUAGCACCAGAUCAGUUUGCUUCCCCAAUGAAAUCUGUAGUGGCAAACUUUAUUGUUAAAGACCUUCUAAUGAAUGACAGGUCAACAGGUGAGAAGAAUGGAAAAUUAUGGUCUCCAGAUGAGGAGGUUUCUCCUGAAGUACUAGCAAAGGUACAGGCAAUUAAACUUCUGGUAAGGUGGCUGUUGGGUAUGAAAAACAACCAAUCUAAAUCUGCCAACUCAACUCUUCGGUUAUUAUCAGCAAUGUUGGUUAGUGAGGGUGACCUGACAGAGCAGAAGAGGAUCAGUAAAUCUGAUAUGUCUCGCUUGCGAUUAGCUGCUGGUAGUGCCAUAAUGAAGCUUGCUCAGGAACCUUGUUACCAUGAAAUUAUUACCCCAGAACAGUUUCAGCUCUGUGCGCUUGUUAUUAAUGAUGAGUGCUACCAAGUCAGGCAGAUAUUUGCUCAGAAGCUUCAUAAAGCACUUGUGAAAUUACUGCUCCCGUUGGAGUAUAUGGCAAUCUUUGCUUUGUGUGCCAAAGACCCUGUGAAAGAAAGAAGAGCACAUGCACGCCAGUGUUUACUAAAGAACAUCAGCAUACGAAGGGAAUACAUUAAACAGAACCCUAUAGCUACUGAGAAAUUAUUAUCAUUGCUGCCUGAGUAUGUGGUUCCAUACAUGAUUCACCUGCUGGCCCAUGAUCCUGAUUUUACAAGAUCACAAGAUGUUGAUCAACUUCGUGAUAUUAAAGAGUGCCUGUGGUUUAUGCUUGAAGUGUUAAUGACCAAGAAUGAAAACAACAGCCAUGCAUUUAUGAAAAAGAUGGCAGAGAACAUCAAGCUGACCAGAGAUGCCCAAUCUCCAGAUGAAUCCAAAACAAAUGAGAAACUUUAUACAGUUUGUGACGUGGCUCUGUGUGUUAUCAAUAGUAAGAGUGCUUUGUGCAAUGCAGACUCACCAAAGGACCCAGUCCUCCCAAUGAAAUUCUUUACACAGCCUGAAAAGGACUUCUGUAAUGACAAAAGCUAUAUUUCAGAAGAGACAAGAGUACUUCUAUUAACAGGAAAGCCAAAGCCUACUGGAGUACUAGGUACAGUAAACAAGCCUUUAUCAGCUACAGGAAGAAAGCCUUAUGUUAGAAGCACCGGCACCGAGACUGGAAGCAGUAUUAACGCCAAUUCAGAGCUGAGUCCUUCGGCCGGCAGUCGUUCAAGGGAACAGAGUUCAGAGGCAUCCGAAACUGGAGUUAGUGAAAAUGAGGAAAAUCCUGUGAGAAUAAUUUCUGUCACACCUGUAAAGAAUAUUGAUACUGUAAAGAAUAAGGAAAUUAAUUCUGAUCAGCCUACCCAAGGCAACAUCAGCAGUGACCGAGGAAAGAAAAGAAUUGUAACGGCAGCUGGUGCUGAGAAUAUCCAGCAAAAAACAGAUGAAAAAGUAGAUGAGUCAGGACCUCCUGCCCCUUCCAAACCCAGGAGAGGACGUCGCCCCAAAUCUGAAUCUCAGGGCAAUGCAACCAAAAAUGAUGAUCUAAAUAAACCCAUUAGCAAGGGAAGGAAGAGAGCUGCAGGCAGCCAGGAGAGUCCUGGGGGUCUGGAAGCAGGUAAUGCCAAAGCACCCAAGCUACAAGAUGGAGCCAAAAAGGCAGCACCAGCAGAGAGACAGAUUGACUUACAAAGGUAA
This is a messenger RNA of Psammomys obesus (fat sand rat), 4451 nucleotides long. It is a transcript of the gene Pds5a, whose product is annotated as PDS5 cohesin associated factor A. The coding region runs from base 441 to 4451 and encodes 1336 amino acids. The record is from RefSeq and is a predicted model, not a curated record. Lineage: Eukaryota; Metazoa; Chordata; Mammalia; Rodentia; Muridae. The transcript is spliced from 32 exons. Gene Ontology annotation, cellular component: nucleus; chromatin. Gene Ontology annotation, biological process: mitotic sister chromatid cohesion; DNA repair.